AUGCCUGAAGCUCGGACCAGGUCCGACACUGGCGCCCAGCGAUCGCCGUCCCCCGCCGAACGAGUACCUUAUGCUGGUUGCGCUCGGUCUGCGGCUGCCCGCGCGCGUCAGCUUUGCCAUUUGCACCCAAACACUGUCUUUCGACGCGUCUAUACAAGCGGGAAAGAGCCCUCAAGCUCUCAUACAAUCCACCACAGAUCAUACGCUCAUCAACUUCGAGCCGCCACCCGUACGCCCGGGUUACAAUUGACGCACUUCCAUAACGGAAAUUACAAAACACAACUAGUCUCAUCCCUGUCCUUCUGUGAAAGGAUGGCCCCGUCGGACAAGAAGCUCGAGACGGCGCUUCUCGACACGGUUCGCGAUGUCUACAAGACGGAUUUAGAUAACCUCACCGUGAACUUUAUCCGAAAACGCGUCGAGUCGGACCUCGAACUCGAAGCUGGAUUCUUUUCGUCGGGAAAGUGGAAGGACAAGAGCAAGAAGCUAGUAAAGGAGCUUGCAACCGCGCUCAUGGAGGGCAAUGCCGACCCCGAUCCCGAGUCCGAGGAAGACGCGAGCGCGAAGCCAAAGAAGACCGGCAAACGUCAAUCUGCCGAUACCUCACCACCCGCGAAACGUAGGAAACGGGCAUCUGCUCAAAAGGAGGAGGAUCUUGAAGACAGCGGCAUAGAGAGCGAUAAGCCCGAGCCCAAGUCCAAACCCAAGCCCAAACCAAAGAAGGCGGCGCCACGAAAGAAGAAGCAGGAUACCCCCGUUAUUGAUUCGGACUCCGAGCCAAGCCCCGUCAAGUCAAACCCGUCCAAAGCUCGUAACGGACGUGCAAGCAAGAUUGAGGACAGUGGCUCGGAUGACCUUAGCUCCCCGCCAGACAGUGAUGAGGACGCUCUCGAAAGUCAAAAGGCGGAAACAGAAGAUGAGAAGCCCAAGGCGCCCCUGGAGAAGGAGGUUACAGCUUCUGUUGACACAAAGGAAGACAAGCCAACCGGAAAGAACCCCCAAGUCACCACUGAGAGGAAGGAUGAGGUGAAGCCUGCGAUGGACGACACAAGUAGUGAGCUGUCCGACGUGAUAGAUGAGCCGCCCAAACCGAAACGCAAGAAGAAGGAAGCCGGAGCUGGCAGCAAGGCGCCCAAGCCGAAGAAGGCAUCUGCAGCUCCGGAGAACCCCGACGAUGCCGAAGUCAAGAAACUGCAAUCUCAGCUGGUCAAGUGUGGCAUUCGCAAGAUUUGGGGAUUCGAGCUGAAGCAAUACGGGGACGAUACCAAAGCCAAGAUCAGGCAUCUCAGAGAAUUGCUCAAGGACAUCGGCAUGGACGGCCGCUUCUCCGAGGCCAAGGCUAAGGAAAUCAAGGAGCGUAGAGAGCUUGAAGCAGAUCUGGAGGCAGUCCAAGAGAUGAAUGCAAACUGGGGCGCGGGUGGCCGAUCAUCGAGAAGCAAGGCGCGCGGGCAGCCGGCGCUGAAGAAGGCCACGGAGGACGAUGUUUCCGUUCCUGAAAAUGACAAGCAAAACGACGACGAUGACGACGAGGAGCAGGAGGCACACAUUCCCUCACGUGCGCGUGGCAAGGCGCGAGCAGACCUUGCGUUCCUGGGAGAUGAUGACGAGGAGUCAGACUGA
Molecule: messenger RNA, 1620 nt
Organism: Colletotrichum higginsianum IMI 349063
Lineage: Eukaryota; Fungi; Ascomycota; Sordariomycetes; Glomerellales; Glomerellaceae
Product: Transcriptional regulator
Exons: 2
Coding region: 1-1620 (539 amino acids)
Cellular component (GO): nucleus
Source: RefSeq, a predicted model, not a curated record